UAGAUGCCAGGCACUGUAAAAAUUAAGUUCCGCUAAAUACGAUUUUUUAAAACAUCUCGAACGAACGACCCGUAGAAAUAUUUUGUCGACUUAUUAAUGUAAACUGUAUUUGCGUUUCGUGUUCGGUUGCGUCCACGUUUUCUCAAAUUUCUACCAAAACUGGAUUGAUUCAAGGUGUUUUACACGAUAUAUUAUGGAUGACGAGUUUGAAGACAGGAUACUGUAUCAGACAUACGUAUCACACAUGAAGCUAGUGUCAAAGUUUGCAGUGGGUAUUCCUACUGGAUUAAAUGCUGGGAUAAAUACUCCAUUGGGCUAUUUUUGGAGGAUUAUGCGAGCUUACGCAUUGAAGCCAGAAGUAUUAAUUUGUGGAAUAGUUUUGGCAAUAAUUCUGUUUUACAUACAAGCAGUUGAUGUAUGGAGUCGAUCAUUAUUAGGAAGAAUUCAAUAUACGCUUGGCCGUACUACAUCAAGAAUAUCAAAACUACAGUUUUUAGUCAAUGAUUCUGUAAACAAUGGGGUAAAACUCAGUUGGGAAUUAAAACAAGGAUAUAUUGCUGCAUAUGCUGUACAAGGUCAUAGAGCUCACAUGGAAGAUCGUUUUGUGGUGAAAGAAGACAUGAAUAACACAGGUGUAUCAUUGUUUGCAGUAUUUGAUGGUCAUGGAGGAGACUUUGCAGCAAAUUAUGCAUAUGAUAAUCUUAUUCCAAACAUUAAUAAAAAAGUGAUUGAAUUAAAAGAUAUGAUAGCUGGUAGAGAACCAUGUACAUCGGAAGACAUAAUUAAUGUUGAAGAAGAACAGAAAGAUGAAACAAGCGAUACAGCAAUUCCUGAACGUAAAAGGUCUUUUCGCAAGACACUGAGCACAUCAUUGACAGAUGAGUUUAUGAAGAAGAGUGUCGGUGUAACUGAUCCAGAGUUACUUGAUAAGCUAGAUAGUUUACAGAGACCAAUUACGAGAGAAAUAAGACCAUGCAGAACAACGAAAAAACCACCGAAAGUAGAUAUUACGAAUUAUCUUGAUGGAAAUAAAAUAAAUUAUGGUAAAUUACUAACUGAUGAAGUGUUAGAAGUCGAUCGAUUAUUAGUCAAAACUGCUAAGAAGAACAUGGAUGUAGCUGGUACAACUGCCUUAAUUGCUCUGUUAGAAGACAAUAAAUUGAUUGUAGCAAAUGUUGGUGAUUCGAGGGGCGUAAUGUGCGAUGGAAAAGGCAAUGCAAUACCUUUGUCAUUUGACCAUAAACCUCAACAAGAAAGAGAAAGGAAAAGAAUAUCCAAAGCUGGUGGUUUAGUAACAUUUAACGGUGUAUGGAGAGUAGCUGGUAUAUUAGCUACAUCUCGAGCUUUGGGAGAUUAUCCACUGAAGGAUAAAAAACUAGUAAUUGCUGAUCCAGAUAUUUUAACUUUUGAUCUCAGUGAUCAUAAUCCAAUGUUUAUCGUUCUGGCAUCAGAUGGAUUAUGGGAUACUUUUACAAAUGAAGAGGCUGUGGCAUUCAUUAAAGAACGUAUAAAUGAACCACAUUUUGGGGCGAAAAGUAUUACCCUGCAAAGCUAUUAUAGGGGUUCUGCAGACAAUAUUACUGUGGUUGUAAUCAAUUUAAGAGAUCGUAAAUACGGUACAUCAGAGGCCAAAAAGAAUGAAUAAUAUUUUAAUCUUACUACAAAUUUAGAAUGUUUUUCCAAAGAUAUUCUAGUCAAUAAUUACAAAUUAACGAUUAUGUAAGUCUGGGAAAAAAUAAGUGUAUAUACUUUAAAAUGUAUCUAUACUACCGAAAAAUGUGAUGUUUCGACCAUUCUUAAAGAGUCUUCUUUUGUAGAAUGCAGCAUCGCUUAAUUUUAUUAACUCUCCUUCAGCCAGAACUGGGUCAUUUUAACCGAACGAGAGUUAAAAAGUUACUUGUUGCAUUGAUUGUAUCUAUGUAUUAUAUUUAAUAUUGUAUGCAAUUGCAUUCUGUAACUUGCUUCAUUUAUUAACUAAUACUUAUUAAUACAUUUAUCAUAAAGAGCAAUAUUACCUGAAACUUGCUUAUACAAUAGUGGAGUUGCGUUAUAUCACCGCAUACCACGCUACAAGAGAGGAAACUUCUUAAAAAUAACGAUGCACUAAAUGUCCUUCCCACGUAAAAAUGAGCGUAGUAGAUAGAAUGAAUCACUGCCUCAUUAAGCUUACAUUACCACCAACUACCGUGGUAGGAGAAUGGCAUUCACGUAUGUGGAAAUCCGUGUAAAGGAGAAGUCGAACAGACGGUGAUAUAACGCAACACUACUGUACUAAGUAUAUGUAUGUGUACCAUGCUUUUAAUAUUGUUUUCGUUCCCGAAUAUAAAUUUUUCUAUUUCACUUGCAGCGUAUUUCUACAAGAUUGUACGUAAAAAAUGUGCAUAUUAUGCAUUAUUAUUGUAAUAACGACGUAAAUAUAUGUAGUGUAAAUAAAAUUAAAUACUACGAUGUGAUUCUUAAAUGACAUGAGUUUUGUGUACAAACGUGACCACGACAUUUAUUUUUGUAUAAACUGGAAUGCAUGAAUUCUGUAAAUGUGUGAUCUGGUAGCUUACAUUUAAGUACUGUGAAACCUCUGUAUAAUAACGAACGUUAUACUUAUGCAAUUAAUAAUGAAAAUAACCGAUUUAAAUGUAGGUUCUCUUAUAAUAAUAUGAUACGGAAUUCUAAUCGUUAAAAGAAUCCUUUGCUUUGGAUGGGAUUUUUUAAAAAGAGUUAGUGAUUGAAAAUUGUUUCCCCUGCUUUAACUGAUUAUAACUGUAUUGCAAAUUCUCUAAUACUUCUAUAGUAAUUCGUGUAACUUUAAUGCUUCGUUCUGUGAAAAGUUCAUAUUCGUUAAUUUUGUUCUUUAACAUUUGUGCAAUUCGAAUUAUUUUGAAAAACUUUUCUAAUGUCUUUUUUUUUUUUUACUGACCGCGGAUACGGAGGUUUCACUGUAUGUUAAAUUGAAUGAUUAGUAAACAUUGAAGUGUAAUACUUUGUAUCUACAUAGCUAACAACAUUCAAAUGUAAUAGUUUAUAAUUA
This is a messenger RNA of Colletes gigas, 3025 nucleotides long. Its product is annotated as protein phosphatase 1L. Gene Ontology annotation, molecular function: protein serine/threonine phosphatase activity; cation binding. The record is from RefSeq and is a predicted model, not a curated record. The transcript has 8 exons. The coding region runs from base 194 to 1645 and encodes 483 amino acids. Gene Ontology annotation, biological process: protein dephosphorylation. NCBI's taxonomy places the organism in Eukaryota, Metazoa, Arthropoda, Insecta, Hymenoptera, Colletidae.